This is a messenger RNA of Cotesia congregata, 393 nucleotides long. Lineage: Eukaryota; Metazoa; Arthropoda; Insecta; Hymenoptera; Braconidae. The record is from the annotation of a GenBank genome assembly.
AUGCCAGCGAGUGUACUGGACACUUUACUAAAAAUUAAACUUUCAACGAUGAAGUUUUUGGUAAUAUUUUUGCUGGUAUCACUUGAACUAUUUUACGUAUACGCUCAGUGCGAUCAAGAUAAUGUUUCAGUCGACUCCGACGACCAAAUUCAAGGCACAAGUCUCAAUGAUCCUAUGGAGUGUAAUAAAUUAGAAGAGAUUAGUUCUUGUAAUGGUAAUCCGGAAUGUCAAAGAACUUGUGAAAAUUACUCCGAGGAUCCGAAUGCUCCAGGACUCCCUUGUCCUCGGUCUAAAUCUUGUUUCCGAGGAUGCGUUUGCCGAAAAGGAUACGUGAGGUUUCAAUUAUACGGACCGUGCAUUCAUUUCACCAGGUGUCCUCGUGUCAGACAUUAA